AUGCUAAGUCCAGCAAAUCCAGCAGUAAUUGAAACAAUCGAUUCCAAAGGUUUAAUAAAAAGUCGAGAAAUAAUUCAAGGUGGUGAUGCAGGUGGUGUUUAUGUACCAAAAAGAAUUGGUAAUGAAGACCCCAAUAUACAUUAUGGUAUAGUUAUUGAUUGUGGAAGUAGUGGAUCAAGACUUUAUAUUUAUAUAUGGCCAGAACAUUCAGGAAAAGAAAAUGAAUUAUUACAAAUAAAACAGUUACUUGAUAAAGAAGGCAAACCAAUUGUAAAGAAACUUGAACCAGGUCUGUCAACAAUGGCAAAAACACCAGAAAAUGCAACAGAAUAUUUGAAAUCAUUAUUAGAUUUUGCUGCAGAAAUUGUUCCACCAGAUAAACAUCGUGACACUCCAUUAUAUAUACUUGCAACAGCUGGUCUUCGUUUUCUGACACCAAAUGAACAAAAAAAAUUACUUGAAGAUUUAUUUAAUGAUAUUGUUCGAGAUUAUAAUUUUCUGAUUGAAAAAACUCAUAUUCAAGUUAUUCCUGGAAAGUUAGAAGGUAUUUAUAGUUGGAUAGCAAUUAAUUAUGUACUUGGUCGUUUCCAAAGUAAUAGUACCGAUUCAAUAUCGGUAAGUAAUGGUCAAACGUUAUCUAUCUCAAAAAAACGACCAUCAACUGUUGGUAUUCUUGACAUGGGUGGUGCAUCAGCUCAAAUAGCUUUCGAAGUUUCAUCAGAUACACCAAUCGAAGGUGAAGAAAUAGCAGAAUUUUCUUUGGGUUAUGAUGAAAAUCAAGAAGGUUUUAAAUAUAGAAUAUAUGUUACAACAUUUCUUGGUUACGGUGCAAAUAAAGCAUUUGAAAAAUAUAUUCAACGAAUUAUUUCAAUAGCUCUUAAUUCUUCGACACCGAACUCAUCUCAUAUUCUAAUUGAUGAUGCUGAUUGUUUGCCUCACGGUUAUGCAGCAAAUUAUACACGAAAUAAUAAAACAAUAACAAUAAUAGGUGAAGGUGAUUUUCAUAGUUGUGCUAAACAUUUAGUUACAUUACUUAAUUUAAAUGCAACAUGUAAACGAAAACCAUGUUCACUUAAUGGAAUUUAUCAACCCAAAAUUAAUUAUGAAUCACAAGAUUUCUAUGGUUUCUCAGAGUUUUGGUAUACAAUGGAAGAUGUUUUAAAAAUCGGUGGACCUUAUACACGUUUAGCUUUUCUAAAUGCUUCAAAUAAUUAUUGUAAUGCAAAAUGGGCAGAUAUUCGACAAUGGUAUUCAAAUAAAUUAUUUCCCAAAGCUGAUUUAAAUCGCGUAUUAUUACAAUGUUUUAAAUCUGCUUGGCUGUACGCAUUCCUUCACGAUGGUCUUAAAUUUCCUGUUAACUAUCAACGUUUGCGUUCAGCUUCAUUAGUUAAUAAUAAUGAUGUUCAAUGGACAUUAGGUGCUAUUCUUUACAAAACUCGUUUUCUUCCAUUAAGAGCAAUUAAUCAAGUGAAAAGUACAAUGCAUUAUCGACGAACACAUACAGAUUCAACGAUAAUGAUUAUUUUAAUAGGUUCAAUGUUAUUAUUGUGUUUAUUGAUAUUUUAUCGAAAAACAUUACGAUCUAAAAUUCGAUCAGUUUUUUAUCGUCGUAAUGGUCUUUAUUCAUCAUCAUCAAGUAGUAAUUUUAAUCAACGUUAUCAAUUAUUAACAUCAAUUGUUAUUGAUAGUUCACCAUCUUUUUCAAAUAUAUAUACAAAUGGAAAACCAUUAAACACAUCAUCGUUUUCAUAUACUGAACGAUUAAGAAGUGUUUGA
Rotaria sp. Silwood1 is the source of this 1776-nucleotide messenger RNA. The record is from the annotation of a GenBank genome assembly. NCBI's taxonomy places the organism in Eukaryota, Metazoa, Rotifera, Eurotatoria, Philodinida, Philodinidae.